GGCUUCCAGCUUCUAUCACUCUAUGGUACCACAGCCCACUUUUGUGCCUCCUGCUCAGAAUACUGUUCAACAAGAAUCUCCAAAAGAGAAGAAGAAGAGAACUAGGAAUCCAGAGAAUUGGAAGAAAGAGAAAAGAAAACGUGCAAUAUUGUCGGGCCAGGCCUACGUGAACACGAAAGGCGAGUUGGUAGGUCCUCGCGCUAUAGGCCCUGAUUGUAACUGCAAGAAUAAAUGUUUUACUGUCGUGUCCGAUGACAAUCGGAACGCGAUAUUCAACGGAUAUUACUCUUUAAACAGCUAUGAUGAGCAGAAUGCUUACCUAUAUGGACUUAUACGUAGACAUGAUAUUCAGAGGAAACGUAAACCUGUUUCGGAGAGAAGAACUUGCUCAUAUAAAUAUUAUGUACGAAUUAAAGGAAAGGAACUUCAGGUAUGCAAGAAGGCUUUUGCCAAUAUCCAUGGGAUCUCUGAUAAAAAGAUAAGAACACUUUGCAUCAAGCAUGAGCAAAAUAUUCUUUUUCCAAGAGACAAUAGAGGUAGACACAAAAAUCGACCCAAAAAGGUCACACCAGAGUUGGUGACACUCAUCAAACACCAUAUCCUGAAAAUGCUUUCUGGGCCAAAUGGCAGUGAUUUCAUUAAGACCGAUAAGAACCAAGGGCCAGAUGUCAACAUUUCUAAACUUCAUAAGAAUUUCCUGCAGCAGUAUGAGCCAGAAGCAAUAGAUCCUGAGAGUGAUAAGGUAAUUAAGGAUUAUGAUGCCAAGGUUAAAUCGUGGUUGUAUUUUAAAGUAUUCCAUGAAGAGUUUAAGUCGAUGGAUUUCAACACUGUGAAACGAAAGUUGUCUGAUCUCCGGAAGAGUUUAGAAGCAUCUGGUGCUCUGCAGUCCACCAAGAAAAAGACUACCAAACAGUCCAGACCACGACCUAGACCACAGGAGAACCAGGGUGCUCGUAUUAACACACCUAAUGAAGCCUCUACAUCAUCCAUAGGCGUUGCAGUUUCAGCAGCACCUACAACACAAAUGAGUGGAUACAUGGGAGGACAACAACCUCCACCUUUACCACCAAACCUUCAGCUGAGUGUCUUGGGUCUUCAGCAUCUUGGCAACAAUGCUCAUGCUGGUGCAGCAUUUAAUCCUGCUGUGGCCCAACAACCUCAGCAACAACCUCUAAAUCUCCAGACUGGUGGUGGUGGAGGUGGUGGCCAGGGUGGAGAGCAGCCACAACCACUUCCCCUUAAUUUGCAUUCAAUGGGUGGCCAUAUGCCCUCCUAUUAUCUCUCACUUGGUCACAUGUCAAAUCUGAUAUCUUUGCCAGUAUCGUCAGGAGGUGGAGUUCAGACUGGGAAUGCUCAAACGGGCAAUUUCCCCACUCAACAUAAUAUGCAACAGUUUAACCCAGGUUCUAUCUUACCAACACAUUCUGUAGCACAGGCAGCGCCUGGACCUACUGGCCAACCACAUGUUCUCCAAGGUGGUGUAGGGGUAACAUACACAGGAGGUCAACACAAUCACAGUAUGUACUAAGCAUUGUCACCAGUCUUUAUAGCAUUUUUUAUUAUUAUGAUUUUUUUUUUACUUGUAACCCAUAUUGGGAAUUUCAUGAUGUAAUCUUUUAAUAUUUAUCCUUAACAUUGGUAAUUUGUUAAAUGCCAGUGCAGUUUCUUUUAUUUGUUGAUACAGGAUAUGAGAGAUGUUUAGAGUAUUUUUACAAAUGGUGCUGUAGAAGUGGAAAUAUCAACAAAACUUCAUUGAAUUAUUUUUGGAUUCCUCCAUAAACCAAGAAGUGGUGGAUACAUCAUGAAUUAAAAAAUGUAGAGUUUCUGUGACACCUCAGAGGAUGAGGAAACUAUGGCUGUGCUAGGGUAAAAUAUGAAGUGGCUGUCAUUUAAAAUAGUGUUCUUCAUACCGGUUCAUACAUUUUGUUCUUUACUUUCUUCAUUAAUAACAUGAUAUAGAGAAAUGUGUAAAAAGAUAUAUCUUUUUAUUUUGUUUAUAUGCAAGAUAAUUUUGCCUUUUGACUGACCAGUUGGAUGUCAGUUUGUUGGUUGUAUAUUUUGACUUCUUUAAUAAAUCCUUAA
Messenger RNA from Penaeus indicus, 2082 nucleotides. RefSeq lists its product as uncharacterized. NCBI's taxonomy places the organism in Eukaryota, Metazoa, Arthropoda, Malacostraca, Decapoda, Penaeidae. The record is from RefSeq and is a predicted model, not a curated record. The transcript has 5 exons. Bases 23 to 1528 code for a protein of 501 amino acids.